Messenger RNA from Strongylocentrotus purpuratus (purple sea urchin), 585 nucleotides. RefSeq lists its product as uncharacterized. The transcript has 4 exons. The record is from RefSeq and is a predicted model, not a curated record. Bases 1 to 585 code for a protein of 194 amino acids. Lineage: Eukaryota; Metazoa; Echinodermata; Echinoidea; Camarodonta; Strongylocentrotidae.
AUGGUAUCUUCACAAGACGAAGCCUUUUCGCAAGUCGGAUCAGCUCUUUCUGGUUUCUCGAGAGCCACAUUCGGCGGCAUCUCGGGAUACGAUCUCCAGGUGAAGGGAGGAAAGCCUUGGGAGCCACACGAAGUGGAAGCUUUACGCAGCUUUGUGGGAUCCCACGCAUCCCGUCUGUUUGGGAGUGGCGGUAGAGGUAGCCUUCAAGAUGAAAGGCAGAAGGCGGAUGCAUGGGAGGAGUGCCGGAUUGCAGUUAUGGCAGCAGGGGGUCGCUCAGACAGGUCUUGGGAGAAAAUCCGAAAAAAAUGGCAGGACCUGGCUUCCGAAGCCAAAAAGUCUAGCUACCAAAGGAGGCAGGAACUCCAUGGAACUGGAGGAUUUGUUCCACCCAAUGAAAAGGUCCUGCAAGCGCUGCCAGAUGAGCUCAGGGAUGGUAUAACACCUAUUAGAAGUACUGAAACUAGCAAUCCCGACGUCAUGUUCAAGCUCGCUAGUCUUCACGCUGAAUCCAGAGAGCAUGGAGACGUGCAAGGUGAGGAGGCUAUUUGUCAUUGUAUCCAUCAUAUAAAGAAUCUGCGCGAUUGA